UGGGCCAGCUCAGUCUUGAGAGUAUUUCGCAGGCAUCGGUCACGAUGCGGUUUAGUACUGCACUCUUCAGCACUAGCUGCGUACUGUUGGGUUUUGCUCAGCUCUCACUGGGCCAACUCAACGCCUGUGGUCGACCGAUCGAUCCUUUACCUACGUUAGUUUGCACGGGAUGCAACACGGUCAAGAUAUGCAUUGGUCCAACAAGCGCUACAGAAGGAUUAUGCGUUGGUGGUCCGUACUGUCACCAGAACGGCAAUGCAGUAGACUGCACCGAUGAAGCUCCUCCCGGAUGUGAACCGGACAUCAUUACAGAGCCUCCUCCACCGGAACCGGAAGGUGAAGAUGGCGAUCCAGAAGAGGGUUCCAUCCUGUGCACCGGAGUUGGCAUCUUCCCGGAUCCAACCGACUGCAACGUCUACCACUACUGUCCAGCCCGGAACCGGUUCUCGUGGGUCCAGGUGUGUCCACCGGACUAUGCCUUUGCGUACACAUCCCCGGCGGCCUCGGACCGGUUCCCUUGUAAGCAGAUCAAGACGGAAGCGAAGGAUUGCGUCAAGAUAUCCUGCUCCUCCAGCGGUGACACCCUGAAGUCGUACGGAACCAGCAAGAUCUUCUACGGGCUUUGCUCCGGCGAAGGUCGAGUGGCGAUGGUAAAGUGCAGUGAAGGUGCCACGUUCAACGGGACGGAGUGCGUGUUCAAAUGUGCUAAGGAGGGACUGUACCCGAACACGGUGGACCCGAAACAGUACUAUCAGUGCUACUUUGCGGGGAAAACACUCGUGGUUCGGGCGAAGAGCUGCCCAGAGGGAAGGACCUUUGAUACGAGUCUGAUGGUGUGUACUUGAAAAAAUGGAAAAUAAAAUAAAAAGAUGUUUCCAACGUUACUGAAAAUAAAUCGAGUUAAAACCCUGUCAAAUUAUUUACUUUGAAAACAAUUUAGAAUCUGA
This is a messenger RNA of Culex pipiens pallens (northern house mosquito), 947 nucleotides long. RefSeq lists its product as uncharacterized. Gene Ontology annotation, cellular component: extracellular region. NCBI's taxonomy places the organism in Eukaryota, Metazoa, Arthropoda, Insecta, Diptera, Culicidae. The record is from RefSeq and is a predicted model, not a curated record. Gene Ontology annotation, molecular function: chitin binding. The transcript has a single exon. Bases 45 to 845 code for a protein of 266 amino acids.